Molecule: messenger RNA, 792 nt
Organism: Lactuca virosa
Lineage: Eukaryota; Viridiplantae; Streptophyta; Magnoliopsida; Asterales; Asteraceae
Source: the annotation of a GenBank genome assembly
AUGGUUGAAGUUGAGGUGGCACUGGAGGCUAAUCCGAAAAGGUGUGGUUCAUAUGACAUGCCAAGUGGGACUGGGCGGACUGUUGUGGGUCAGCCCUUGGUGGGAGUGGGUGGGUCAAAGGAUUCGGGUCUGGUGGUUACGGAUUUUUCUCCAGACCUGUCAUCAAAACCCCCUGAAAUGACACCAUCUUGGAAUCUGAAGAUGGGUGUAGAACUCUUCGUUUUUAGGGUCUAUAUGAAAUACAAAGAGCUAUAUGGUUGGAAUGACAAAAAAGAGAUCCCAAAUGAAGGGCGUCUUCCUGAUGCAACCAAGGGUAACGACCAUUUGAGGGAAGUAUUUGUUGAAACCAUGGGUCUUGAAGACAUAGACAUUGUAACUCUAUCUGGUGGUCAUACUUUGGGAGGUGCACAUAAGGAAAGAUCUGGAUUUGAAGGACCAUGGACUUCAAAUCCUCUUAUCUUCGACAACAGCUACUUUAUAGAGCUUCUUGCUGGUGAGAAAAAAGGGCUUCUCAAGCUACCUACUGACAAGGCUCUUCUUGAAGACCCAAUAUUUCGACCCCUUGUUGAGAAAUAUGCUGUUGAUGAGGAUGCAUUCUUUGCUGAUUAUGCAGUCUCCCACAUGAAACUCUCCGAGUUGGGAUUUGCCAAGGCUUAAUCUCGCAUAAAAGGGGUCGAUGACCUGAUGAAAAACUACUACACAACCUAUUGUCUGGUACAACGGAAAUUUCAUUAAUAAUCUUUUGAUGUAUUAUAUAAUGUUCAUGUUGUGAAAUACUUGUUUUUACCACAA